This is a messenger RNA of Talaromyces rugulosus, 2199 nucleotides long. RefSeq lists its product as uncharacterized. Gene Ontology annotation, molecular function: thiol oxidase activity. The annotation marks the transcript as partial. NCBI's taxonomy places the organism in Eukaryota, Fungi, Ascomycota, Eurotiomycetes, Eurotiales, Trichocomaceae. The record is from RefSeq and is a predicted model, not a curated record. The transcript has 4 exons.
UGCGAUCUCACGCGCCCAGAGUGCGGCCAGUGUCUGAGAAAAAACCAGCCAUGUCUAGGCUAUCGAGAUGCUACGGUCUUUCGAAUAGAGACUGUUUCUUCAUUUCAGUCUGAUAUGAGCAAAGCCCGUCGUGGAACGCACAAUAAUAAUAAGAAUCAGAAAACCAAUACGUUAGCCUUAAUCAAGAGUGGGUCAUACAAGACGGCUAGGGGCAAAUUGACAGCCCUUCCAGGACUAAAUUUACUUCCUGGGAAUGAACAGGAAAAUCAUCAUUUCCAUUUCUUUCGUGCCAUCACGGCUUCUGAAUUAGCCGGGCCCUUUGACUUUGGCUUCUGGACAUGCGAUACGCUUCAAUAUUCGCAUGUGGAUCCGGCUCUAUGGCAUGCUACCAUCGCUCUAGGUGCCAUGCAUCAUCAGCUCAUCACUGAUAGUUCUCGGUCUUAUUGUUGGCACCCGGAAACCGAUUCUCAUGUCCGGUUUGUAAUACUGCAGUUCAACAAGUCGAUCAUGAACUUGAUGAAGAUACUGUCUAAAAACGUGCUAAACGAACACGACAAAAUCAUUGUUUUGACGACGUGCGUCUUGUUUACUUGUCUGUGUUCAUUGCAAGGACGACAGAACCAGGCCUUUAUGCACAUCAGCAAUGGGAUGAAACUUCUCCGUGAGUGGGAAUUGGGAGGGAGCUCCGAGGAUGGUAAUCAAGUUGCAAUGGAUAUGUUGUUGCUGGUGUUCACGCAGUUGGACAGCCAAGGCAUUUACAUCCGUCGUCGCCUGGGGCUGGACCCUGCCGAGCAAUGGAACAAAUACAGCAUCACACUGCCGCUCUUCCCAUCGGAACCCUUUUCUACCUGUCUCCAGGCAUAUGUUGACUUGGAGAGGCUAACCAAUCAUUUGAUACAACUACACGCAAGUGAAGAGUCUAUUGGUCUAGACCCUGACUCUACUAUCUCGAAGCAGAAAGAACUUCUAUUUCAGGCCUUUAAUGCGUGGGACGCAAGGUUUAAAGGCUAUCUAGCUACAACCUCUCAAUCCAUCGAAGAGAGUUCGGUUACUAUUCUUCAAAUCCGCCACUUAUUUGCUAACACGCUUUUCAACGACCCAAAUAAGGGCGAACUUGGAUACGACGAGUUUAUUGAUCAAUAUACGGCCAUUGUCAAUCUAGCGGGGAAGAUUCUUGGAGCUAGAAAUGUCAUCGCGAGUAGCAAUAAGGACGACCAAGGACGAGGACAAUUGGGAUUUUCACUUUCAGUCGUCCUUGCAGAGCCAUUGCUGUUCACGGCAAUGCACUGUCGCAAACCCUCUAUUCGACACCAGGCGUUACGGCUGCUGAAAACUCAUCCACGCCGGGAAGGUAUAUUCGAUGGUAUUCUCGCCACAAAGCUAGUGGGGGAUUAUAUGGCCUUUGAAGAGAAGUCUUGUCGACGUAGUGGAAGCCCUCUGGAUAAUGAUGAUGAUGAUGCUCCUCCUAUAAGCACGGAUUCAAAUAUUUGCACUACCGGACGUUGGAUAUGCCAGAAUCAUCGCAUUAGUUUCCCGAGCAUCUUGACCGAAACAAUGGCUGCUCGACCGACGACUCGGCUCGUUUUCCUUAGCACCUUUGCGCUGAUUUUCAUUUUCUAUUUCGUGUUUGUGCAGCCCCAGGGGCCUGACAGUCCGGCGAAGCGAGCACCGGGUCAUCUGAUGGAUGUGAAGAGUAGCGUUUCGGACAAUGUUGCGCUGGGUGAGGAUGUGCUCAAGGGCCAGGUGAUCAUGCCCAAAUUGGGUAAUGAGACUGCAAAGGCCGAACUUGGUCGCGCGACCUGGAAAUAUUUUCACACCGUCAUGGCGAGAUACCCCAAGAAGCCGGCGGAGGAGGAGCAGGAAGCAUUGCGCUCCUUUGUCUACUUGUUUGCCCGCCUAUACCCUUGUGGCGAAUGCGCUGCUCAUUUCCAGAAACAUCUCAAAAAGUACCCACCGCAGGUGUCCUCUCGCGAUGCUGCAGCAGGCUGGGGUUGCUUUAUCCACAACGAGGUCAACGCCAUGUUGGAAAAACCGGAAUACGAUUGCAACAAUCUCGAUGACUACGACUGUGGAUGCGAAGAUAAGGACGAGGAAGAAGCCGGCGCAUCAGACGGAGAACAGACGCUAUCCAAGGUCACCAAAAAAGAACAGGUGGACGCGGACUCCAACCCCGCCGUGGAGAUCACCAAGGAAUCGUGA